ACUGUUAAAACAGGAAGACUUCCUUUCUCUUUUUUCCUACAUUUCCGCAUAAAGUGUAUAAAGAAUUAUCACAAUAACGUUUCGUGCACUACUGCAAAUAUAUACUAUCUAACAGAUUUUUGGAUAGGUAAAGCGCGCGGUGAUAAAAGAUUAGAAGAGUCGAGGAUGGCUUCAAAGAUUAUAAAAGAAGAUGUGCAGCUGCCAAAAGACUUUCAAAAAUGUCUUGCGUUUGUGUUGUACAACGUUUUCACGAAAGAGGAAUGCGAAGAAUACAUAAACAUUGCAGAGAAAAAAGGUUUUGAAGCUGCACUUCUGAAUUCUGGAGAUAGACAAGUACUAGCCACAGAUGUAAGAAAUAGUGCAAGAUGUAUAUGGGAUACCAAAGAAGAGGUUGAUAAGAUAUGGAAAAGAAUUAAAGAAUAUGUGCCUGAUGUAUGGUGUCACAGAGAAGUCAUGGGAUUAAAUGAAAGAUUAAGGAUCCUUAGAUAUGAUCCAGGCGAAUAUUUCAGGCCACAUUAUGAUGGCAUGUAUAAACGGGAUAAUGGAGAGAGAAGCUAUGUGACUGUCCAGAUAUAUCUAAACGAGGGUUUUGAAGGUGGAAGUACCACAUUUAUAGGAAAUUAUAUAGAUGAACGAGUUGAAGUUGUACCAAAAACAGGUUCCGUACUGGUUUUUGAACAUCCUAUACUCCAUGAAGGGUCUGAACUUAUUGCUGGAAGAAAAUAUGCAAUAAGGACUGAUGUUAUGUAUUCAUCUACAAUAUCGUAGCCAAAGAAGGCAACGAAUACAGAGACAAACGAAAGCAAAUCAGACUCUCAGCAUUCACAAACCACAGAAAGUGUGCAAGUGAAACGUCGAAGGACCUUUCAACAACCGAAAAUACUAGGAAGUCGAAUUUUUCUUAGUAAACUAUUUGGAUGAAAUUUUUGUGAUAGAAAGCUACUGUGAUUUUAAUAUUCGCCCUUCUUCAUUCUUCAUUUGUUUAGAUCUUGGAAUUUGGUUAUUGUCUGAAUCUUUUGGCGCCUGGGGUGUGCAAUAUAAGAAUUAAUCAGAAACUUCAUCUUCUUCUUUUGUUGUUGAUAAUGAUAUUAUCUUUUCAAAGUACAUUCAUAUCCUUUCUGUAUCCGUAUUAUAUAUACGUUCAUAUGAUGAAAUCAUAAUCUUUCAGUCAGUUUAAUUGAAGUCUGGAGCUGGCAUGUCAGUUAACUGCUAGUAGUCUGUUGUUAUUUAUGUAUUAUUGUCUUUUUGUUUAUUUUCUUUGGUUACAUCUUCUGAAAUCAGACUCGGACUUCUCUUGAACUGAAUUUUUAUGUGCGUAUUGUUAUGCUUUUACUUUUCUACACUGGUUAGAGGUAUAGAGGAGGGUUGAGAUCUCACAAACAUGUUUAACCCCGCCGCAUUUUUGCGCCUGUCCCAAGUCAGGAGCCUCUGGCCUUUGUUAGUCUUGUAUUAUUUAAAUUUUAGUUUCUUGUGUACAAUUUGGAAAUUAGUAUGGCGUUCAUUAUCACUGAACUAGUAUAUAUUUGUUUAGGGGCCAGCUGAAGGACGCCUCCGGGUGCGGGAAAUUCUCGCUACAUUGAAGACCUGUUGGUGACCUUCUGCUGUUGUGUUUUUUUUAUUUUGGUCGGGUUGUUGUCUCUUUGACACAUUCCCCAUUUCCAUUCUCAAUUUUAUGUAUGUUGUAUUUUUUAUAUGUUUUUGCCACAGUAUUUUAAAUUCAUAACAUCUUCGCUAGCCAAAGGUUACGAUCCACUCCUGCUCUAGAGCGGGACUGGAUCGUAACCCUUGGCUCGCUUAGAUGAAUUCAUAAUUGAUAUUCAAUUAUAUGAUGUUAUUUUUUUUAAUGUUACUCGUUGUUCAUGAUGUUGUUAUUAACUAUAGGCUCAUAGUUUGUUUUGUUUUUUUUGUAUUAUUUUUUUGCAUGUGAUAUUCAAGUAUAUGUUCGUUUCAUUUGUUUUUUAACCCUCCAUCAAAUUUAAUAUAUUGAAGUAAAUUUUUAAAAUUAUGAUUGUAUUUUUUUAUAUUAAAG
This is a messenger RNA of Mytilus trossulus (common blue mussel), 2029 nucleotides long. RefSeq lists its product as uncharacterized. The transcript has 7 exons. Gene Ontology annotation, molecular function: iron ion binding; L-ascorbic acid binding; procollagen-proline 4-dioxygenase activity. Bases 166 to 768 code for a protein of 200 amino acids. The record is from RefSeq and is a predicted model, not a curated record. Gene Ontology annotation, cellular component: endoplasmic reticulum. Gene Ontology annotation, biological process: peptidyl-proline hydroxylation to 4-hydroxy-L-proline. Lineage: Eukaryota; Metazoa; Mollusca; Bivalvia; Mytilida; Mytilidae.